AUGAAGUGGACUUCAGCCGUUUCUCUUGGUCUUGCGGCCACGGCCAUGGCGGCCGACGAGCCUGCUGGGUGCAGCACUUCUCGCGACGGCAAGUUCCAGGUUUCUAUCUAUUCUCUUGGUGAGGCCAAACGCAGCAUUGAAAAACGAGCUUGCGAAGGUGAAGGCACUCUGGUCAUGACUCUCAAGGACGGCGUUUUGAAGGACUCCCACGACAGGACUGGUUACAUUGCUUCCAACUAUCAGUUCCAGUUUGACGCCCCUCCUCAAGAAAACGCCAUCAAGUCAGCCGGGUUUUCGGUCUGCAAGAACGGCUCUCUUGCCCUUGACGGCUCUACUGUGUUUUACCGAUGCCUCUCCGGUGACUUCUACAACCUGUACGACCGCCACUGGGCUGCUCAGUGCUCUCCCAUUGAGAUUGUUGCCACCUCCUGCAAUGGCGGCAACGGCGGUGGCAGCGAUGGCGGCAAUGGCAACAAGCCUGUUGGCACUAGCAUGGUACAAACUACUAUCGUCACUGCCCUCAGUGAUGGUCAGCCUCAGGUCCAUACUACGGCCGUGCCCAUCCCCAUGUGCCAGAUCGGCGACGGUCAGGUUCAGGUCCGCACAACUCCUUGUGCCUCGGUUCCUCCCCAGGCUCCCACCUCACUCGCGGCACCGCCUGUCAGCCAAAUCUCGGACGGACAAAUUCAGGCUCCUCCCAAGACCGCUGCACCACCUCCUCCCGUCAGCCAGAUCUCGGACGGCCAGCCUCAGGCUCCUACUCAAACCCAGGCUCCUCCCCCACCCGUCAGCCAGAUCUCGGAUGGUCAGCCCCAGGCGCCGACCAGCGCUGCGCCUCAGGCUCCCACUGCUGUUCCUACUGCCGCCGCCAACAGGGCUUUCCCCAGCAUUGUGGCUGCGGUCAUUGCCGUAUUCGGUGCCGUCCUUUACCUGUAA
Molecule: messenger RNA, 936 nt
Organism: Metarhizium album ARSEF 1941
Lineage: Eukaryota; Fungi; Ascomycota; Sordariomycetes; Hypocreales; Clavicipitaceae
Product: covalently-linked cell wall protein
Exons: 2
Coding region: 1-936 (311 amino acids)
Biological process (GO): fungal-type cell wall organization
Cellular component (GO): fungal-type cell wall
Molecular function (GO): structural constituent of cell wall
Source: RefSeq, a predicted model, not a curated record